CCUCAACUUGCUUCACAAUCUGAUGUUUGCUCUUCCAUGUCAUGGCGGACCAUCUCAUCGUCGACAAUGGGUGCAAUACCAGGUCUGGACGAACAGGUCAUAUGACCCUUUCACAUUCUGUCUCACCGAGCCUCUGAUUCUGGCGCGGCAAGGAAAAGACAGCCCACAGAUCUGUCACGAACCUUGAAAUCCUCACAGCCCAGGGCCAUCUCUUGUUGCCUCAUCCAGCAGUAUAAAAUGUCAGCAGUGCUCUUUGUCAAACGUAAGGCACUGUCUUCACAAACAAUAUGCCCUCUUCUCAGCCCAACAAGCUCUGCGUUCCGUCCUAAGAACAAAGUGAUACAACACUUUGUGCGAUCCAGACAGGUCUGGAUUCAUCCAUCGCACGAUGGGCGCGCCCGCGCCUUCAGCUCGACCAGGUUGAACGCAAAACGACUGUUACUUAACGCGUUGCCCCCUCGUACAAACUUCUAUUUAAAGGAAGCUCCAGCCAAAGAACCUCUCUCCCUUGAAUGGUAUCAACCACCGAGAAAUCUUUUGUUGAUAAAGAAGGACUGCUCAGAAGAGUCAACAGAAGCUCUCAAAGAGUUCGGCAAGCAUGUCAAGUCCACCUACCCAGAAGUCAACAUUCUCCUUGAAGCUCGAGUAUCAUCUGAGAUUGGCGACAACUUGAACUUUGACCACUUCGGUCCCACAGAUUCAGCAGAUCCGAAACCACAGUACCACGAUAAAGUCGAUCUUGUUGUAACAUUUGGUGGCGAUGGAACGAUCCUGCACGCUGCCUCUCUUUUCGCCACAUCCUCCAAAGUACCGCCGAUACUCUCGUUCAGCAUGGGCACGCUUGGUUUUCUGAGCGAGUGGAAAAUUUCCGAAUACAAACGAGCUUUUCGCGAGACAUACAUGUCAGGCGCCACCUCAGAGAGACAUUCUGUCAUCGAAGGGCCAUCAUCAACAGGUGCCAAAGGUGACCAUACCGGCUGGUCAUCGGCACGAGGAAAGAGCAUGGGUCAGGCAAGAGGGGCAAGAGUCCUUGUACGACAACGGCUCAAGGUAGCUAUCUUCGACCCUGAGGACAACCAGCUUAGCAGCAAUGGGGACACCCUGCACGACACACAUGCAAUGAAUGAAGUCAUCCUUCACAGAGGCCGAGAUCCGCACCUUGCCAUCAUGGAGGUAUAUGUUGGUGGCCGCUUCCUCACCGAAGCAGUGGCAGACGGCAUGAUUAUCUCGACUCCAACUGGCAGCACAGCGUACAGUCUCAGCUCGGGUGGAAGCAUCAUUCACCCUCUCGUAUCUUCUUUGCUCCUUACACCGAUCUGUCCUCGAAGCUUGAGCUUUCGCCCUCUCGUCCUGCCAGCCACCACACCGAUCACUUUGAAGUUGAGUGAGAAGAACAGAGGUCGAGAAGUCGAAGUCAGCAUCGACGGGGUGAGAAGAAGAGAGGGCAUCGGUGUUGGAACAGAAUUGCGUGUCUCAGGAGAAGAAAUCAAGACCGAGACUGAUGGAUUUGUGGCCGGUAUUCCCUGCAUCAUGCGAGGAGCUAGUGCAGGCACUGAGUCAGAUGAUGGAUGGGUUGGUGGUCUGAAUGGCCUGUUGAAGUUCAACUAUCCAUUUGGCGAAGAAAGAUGAGAACAGCACUCAACACACUUCCACUCCCGAUCAAGCAACGAUCGCGCUGCAAUGCUUGUGAAAGCAUCCCUACCACUAUGGCAUCAAGGUCUGGGAUCGCUUUCGAUGCCAUUGCCGUUGCAUCACAGGGCAAACCAGACGAGCCACAUCAGAGCCUUACCGAUCCAGUUCAGCAUGGAUAGUACUGGGCGUCAUGGUCUCUCAAGUUGUACUCAGUGUCUCGUCGCAUAGCAACAUGGGCUUCUUCUUCCUCUCGACACCUUGAGUCUCUUGUCCAAUUGUGACAGAGCCACUUUGCGGGUUACCCUUCUGCAGAGGAGACGUGAGCGUCACCCAGCAUGUCCUUGAUCGUUCUCUUCG
Exophiala viscosa is the source of this 1989-nucleotide messenger RNA. Its product is annotated as NAD+ kinase. Gene Ontology annotation, biological process: NAD+ metabolic process; NADP+ biosynthetic process. Bases 238 to 1629 code for a protein of 463 amino acids. The transcript has a single exon. Lineage: Eukaryota; Fungi; Ascomycota; Eurotiomycetes; Chaetothyriales; Herpotrichiellaceae. Gene Ontology annotation, molecular function: NAD+ kinase activity. The record is from RefSeq and is a predicted model, not a curated record.